Phodopus roborovskii (desert hamster) is the source of this 2872-nucleotide messenger RNA. It is a transcript of the gene Tex261, whose product is annotated as testis expressed 261. Lineage: Eukaryota; Metazoa; Chordata; Mammalia; Rodentia; Cricetidae. Gene Ontology annotation, cellular component: COPII-coated ER to Golgi transport vesicle; endoplasmic reticulum membrane; Golgi membrane. Gene Ontology annotation, molecular function: COPII receptor activity. The coding region runs from base 100 to 690 and encodes 196 amino acids. The record is from RefSeq and is a predicted model, not a curated record. The transcript is spliced from 6 exons. Gene Ontology annotation, biological process: endoplasmic reticulum to Golgi vesicle-mediated transport.
CCUCUCGGCGUCCGAGGGGCGGGGACAGCACGGCGGCUGCCGCUCAGCGUCGCGGGAGCCGGACGGCGCAGGCCGGUCCAGGCGCCUGGGGGGGGCGCCAUGUGGUUCAUGUACGUGCUGAGCUGGCUGUCGCUGUUCAUCCAGGUGGCAUUCAUCACUCUGGCCGUCGCGGCUGGACUGUACUACCUGGCCGAGCUGAUAGAAGAGUACACAGUGGCCACCAGCAGAAUCAUCAAAUACAUGAUCUGGUUCUCCACUGCAGUCCUGAUUGGCCUCUAUGUCUUUGAACACUUCCCCACCAGCAUGAUUGGCGUGGGCCUUUUCACCAACCUCGUCUACUUUGGCCUUCUCCAGACCUUCCCCUUCAUCAUGCUGACAUCACCUAACUUCAUCCUGUCAUGCGGGCUAGUGGUGGUGAACCAUUACCUGGCAUUUCAGUUUUUUGCAGAAGAAUAUUACCCUUUCUCUGAGGUCCUGGCCUACUUCACAUUCUGCCUGUGGAUAAUCCCGUUUGCUUUCUUCGUGUCACUUUCUGCUGGGGAGAAUGUCCUCCCAUCUACCAUGCAGCCAGGAGAUGACGUGGUCUCCAAUUAUUUCACCAAAGGCAAGCGAGGCAAGCGCUUAGGCAUCCUGGUGGUCUUCUCCUUCAUCAAAGAAGCCAUCCUACCCAGUCGGCAGAAGAUAUACUGAGCCUUUGGGGAGGGCAUGUGGGGGGCAAGACCAGCAGAGCCAGGCCCUGGGAGCCUGGAGGGUAUCUUCUGCCAGCCCAGGUUUCCCUCCCCUCUGUUGUGAAGCCCCAUCCCCACCCUCCCUGAGGGGGCUUGAAUGCUGCCAGGGGUAGCAGAGAGGGUAGCAGAACCUGAUUUGCCAGGAGUCUAUGUCCCCAGCCCUCCCCUUCCUGGAGUCGGGUCUGGCUCAGAUAGGGCAGGCAGGGAAGGGUCUGUGAAGAUGGGGAACAGACAGCAAGUUCCUAGGCAGGUGAGUAUAGGGAGGAGCAGAGAGUUAGUGCUUCUGGAAAAGUACAUUUUGCUGUCUUGUCCAAUGCUGGUUCCCUUUGAAUAAAGAUCCAAGGUGGCACUGUUUGCCUUAACACCUCAGGAGUCCAUCUUCCUCUAUACCUGCUAACCUUCUGCCUAGACCGGGCUAGCCUUCUACUCCGUGGAUUCCUCUUCUGGCUCUUGCCCUUCUGAAGAAAUUCUUGUGGCCCUAAGUGGGAAGGGAAUAGAGAUGAUGAGUGGAUACAGGCAGCUUUUCUGAGGCUUCUCCCUCUUUCCCAUGUCUUCCCCAGACCAUGAUAGUCCAGAUGGGAGGGAUCAGGGACAGUUUAUGACUGGGUUAGGGAUGUAGAAGGCCAUCUACAAUGUCAUAUGUAUGUCUUCCUUUAAGGAGAGGAGAAGUUUCUUGGUGAAUUCUAUCUCAGGCUCAAUGAAAAAAAUAAUAAAUUGGUUUCUAGGCAGCCUAAGGCUUGUUUCCUGAGAGAGGCUGCCGUCCAGAGCCUCAUACUCCUGUGCUUCUGGCUCUUGGAGGGAUGUAAGCUCUGCCUUCUAAGAAGGUGGGCCCCAUCCUGGGCACAGACCUGCAUCUGUUGACCUUGCACUUCAACUACAGUGCCUUGCAAGGGUUCAGCAGUACAUGGAAUCAAGGUCCCACAAGAACUGCCACUGGACAGGCAUGGGGAAGAUCCCUGUUCAUGAACAUCUUCUGUUUCCUGCAUCCUUCAUCUCAUCAGCUCUUGUGUUUCUGUUGAGUCUCAGCUUGCCAUUACCUGAAUUUUAUUUUGCAGCUACUGGUAAGAUCUCCAGACCUAUUUCUGCCACUUGGGUGGGUGAAGGUAUGGGUCAUGAGGCUGAUGCUCAUUGGCAGCCUGAGACUGACCCCACUUGGCCUUGCUGUCCACUUCUUUAUCUUCGUUCAUCUUACCUGCUGAUCAUUGCUUGGACAGAGGCUUUUCCAGGCUAAACCUGGUAGAGUCAUCACUUGGAGUAGGUGACACAGCUGAUGGCCUUCUUGACUUACACUUCCUUGGCACUUCUGUAGCUGGCUUUCCCUUUACCUCUCUGCCCAUUCAGUCUGUAUAGGGUUCUCUCUUGUCCUAUGCACACAGUUGCUCUUUGGCUGGGUUAUGAAUUGCCUGAAGAAGUCCAGCCCUGCUGAGGGACACUGGAGGAAGCCAGGGCCAACUUUCAACUCCAAUUCCUCUGUAGCUUAGCCACAGUUCUGCUGCCUUCUGGGCACAGGAACAAUUUUACCUCAAAAUCUGCUCUUUCUAGUACCUGCCCUGGUCCCAUGAUGGCUCAGGAGCCAAGCAGAAUCUUGCUUUCUCUUUCUGCCCUACAUCCAGUCUAUUCUUAGUAGCUCUUUAUCUGAGCCACUCCUGUCAUCUUUCUCCUAGUUUUUAAACAGUCUCCUUUGUUUCUCUAUCCCAUGGCCAGCUGGAGUAGUUUUCCUAAAGUGUACAGUUGGCCAAGUCUUUCUUGGCCUCAAACUUUGCUCCAGCUCUCCACUGCCCUUAGGAUAAAGUCCAGACUCCUUAGCAUGUUGUGUGAGGCUCCUGGUGUCCUGGUCCCUACUGGCCUCAUCAUUUGCCUCCUGUAUGCAGAGACCAUGGUUCUCUUGCAGCUUUGAUAUCCAUCCCUCCACUCACUGUGGUAGUUUGCCACUUUUCCACUUAGGUUUUACCAAGGAACCUUGAAUGUCCCUUCUCCCCAGCUGACACACAGAUCCUGGGCUCACUGGCCUGUGGUAUGGUCUGUCCCCCACUAGACUGGAAGCUCCUUGAGGGCAGGGAAAACCCUUGGACUUUUGUAUUAUCAACUACCUGAUUUUGGCACCUGGCCCAUGGAAAGCACUCAAUAAAUGUUUUGUUUAAAGA